Messenger RNA from Trichoderma harzianum CBS 226.95, 1665 nucleotides. RefSeq lists its product as hypothetical. The coding region runs from base 1 to 1665 and encodes 554 amino acids. Gene Ontology annotation, biological process: tRNA wobble adenosine to inosine editing. Gene Ontology annotation, molecular function: tRNA-specific adenosine-34 deaminase activity. Lineage: Eukaryota; Fungi; Ascomycota; Sordariomycetes; Hypocreales; Hypocreaceae. Gene Ontology annotation, cellular component: cytoplasm; nucleus. The record is from RefSeq and is a predicted model, not a curated record. The transcript has 3 exons.
AUGGCCGCUCUUGGUAUCCGGUUACUGGGCCUGGCAACUGCCAGACGGGCAAUGCGCAGGUGGUUCCGUCGCGGCUGGCCACUUGGCGACAGCUCUGACGAAGAGGACGACGGACAAGCUGUUCCUCCGGCCCCUCCCAACACUCCUGCUGACACUUCGCUCGUCUCCGAAACUGACGACGACGAGGACAACAAAGAACCGCAGCCAGAGGAACCAGAGGAACCAGAGGAACCAGAGGACGAAGACUCGGAGCCCUACAUUGACGACAGUGAGUACGACCAGGACUUUUACAACGACUCGUCCACCAUGAGCCUCAACAUGUUUGUGCCCACCGUCAGCGGCAUGCAGCAGGCCGUUGCAGCCCCAGCCAACGCCCAGGAGAUCGAGGAGCCACAGCAGCUCCCUGACGCCAAGGCCAAGGAGACCGAGCAGCCACAGCAGCUCUCUGAUGCCAAAGUCGACGCCUUGACUGAGCAGAUAAGCAAGCUCAACGUGGCGCGCAUUGACGAGCCCGUCGUCGCUGUGACCAAGCCGCUCUCGACUCCAGGAGACGACGAUGCCACCAUCGCCGCCUUGACCGACCCAGCGGUGCUCGCUGAACGCGCUGUGCACCUCAAGUUCAUCGGCGAGGCCUUGGACAUGGCCAAACUUGCCCUCGUCACCAACGAGACUCCCGUCGGCUGCGUCAUUGUCCACGACGGCAAGGUCAUUGCUCGUGGCAUGAACGCGACAAACGUCACUCGCAAUGGAACUCGUCACGCAGAGUUCAUGGCCAUCGCUGCCCUGAUGUCGGUUGCCAAGCCAGGUCAACCCAAGACCACCUCUCUCAAGCCCAACGUUCCACCCAAGAAGGUCGUCAAGGGAGACGGACAGUCUGACAUCUCUUCCGUGGAGUGGCGAUCUCCCGACGAAGGCAACGAAGAUGGCCGCAAGGGCCACCUGUAUCCCUACGGUCAAAAGGACUACCCUGAGGAGCGCGUGGAUGGCUGCAUUCUCCACGAGAGCACCCUCUAUGUCACUGUCGAGCCUUGCGUCAUGUGUGCCUCACUCCUUCGCCAGGUUGGCAUCAAGAAGGUCUACUUUGGCGCCGUCAACGACAAGUUUGGAGGCACCGGUGGAGUCUUCAGCAUCCACGCCAAUUCCGUCCCCGUUUCCAAGGACGGCCAGACGGUCAGCGCUCAUCCUCAGCCCAAGCCUAUCCAGUAUCCUGAUGGAGGCGGCAGCCUUGGCACUUCGUUCCCUCCUGGAGGUGGCGAUGGCGGCAACAUUGAACCUGGAUUUGAGAUUGAGGGUGGCUGGGGCCGUGACGAGGCCGUGGCGCUUCUUCGUCGCUUCUACGUCCAGGAGAACGGCAGAGCUUUGCUAACAGAUUCCCGUCGUUUAGCCCCUGUUCCGCGCAAGAAGGAAGGCCGAGCUGCGCGCCUGGCUGCCAUGAUGGAGGCAGAUGGAACUGCGCCACCUUCCACCGAUGCCGCUGGCAAAGAGGUCAAAGCGGCCAACGAUGUCAAAGACCUCAAUCAAGAUGUCAAAGAUGUCAAGGAUGUGAAGGAUGUUCAACCUGCCGAGGGUGGUAAGGAUGAUGCCGCCAAGGAGAAUGUUGAGCCUCGCAACACCCAACUUCUCAACAAAGGCGAGGAGCCCCUUGCCAAAGAGACCACUGUUUAG